Molecule: messenger RNA, 727 nt
Organism: Haliaeetus leucocephalus (bald eagle)
Lineage: Eukaryota; Metazoa; Chordata; Aves; Accipitriformes; Accipitridae
Gene: TMEM170B
Product: transmembrane protein 170B
Exons: 3
Coding region: 5-403 (132 amino acids)
Biological process (GO): negative regulation of canonical Wnt signaling pathway
Cellular component (GO): plasma membrane
Source: RefSeq, a predicted model, not a curated record
CGCGAUGAAGGUGGAAGCGGGAGACAACUCCAUGAUCAACCUGUCGGUGCAGCAAGUGCUGAGCCUGUGGGCGCACGGCACCGUCCUCCGCAACCUCACCGAAAUGUGGUACUGGGUUUUCCUCUGGGCUCUCUUCUCCUCUCUCUUUGUCCAUGGUGCUGUGGGAGUAUUAAUGUUUGUGAUGCUGCAGAGGCAUAGGCAGGGGAGGCUGAUAUCUGUCAUUGUGGUCAGCAUUGGAUUUCUGGGUUCUAUAACUGGAGCAAUGAUAACCAGUGCUGCAGUAGCUGGAAUUUACAGAGUAGCAGGAAAGAAUAUGGCUCCCUUAGAAGCUCUUGUCUUUGGCGUUGGACAGACAGUACUGACAUUAAUUAUCUCGUUUUCAAGAAUUCUUGCAACACUUUGAGACUUAUGUAGGAGGGGGAAAAAUCAACUAGUUUAAAGAAAUCUUUAAUCUGAAGAGAAGCUUCCUGAAAGUGGAUUCAUCAGCUUACGAACUUGAAUUCUAGUGCAAGAGAAAGGAAGCAAUGUGGAACGUUCACUACAAGUCUAGAGGUUUGGUCAAAUGAACAGACUGUCCUCUAGUGUCUGAACUGUUGUACUUCUGCACUGCGCCUUAUGUGCCUCAGUCAUAGGCAAGGUGCAAUCCAUGUGUGCGAAUUUGAGAUAAAGCACCUUGAAUAGCUGCCAGUCAGGUUAAUGCUUGGUGAUGGGAUCACUGUUCUUAACA